This is a messenger RNA of Spea bombifrons (plains spadefoot toad), 2142 nucleotides long. It is a transcript of the gene LRRC70, whose product is annotated as leucine rich repeat containing 70. The record is from RefSeq and is a predicted model, not a curated record. Gene Ontology annotation, molecular function: protein binding. Lineage: Eukaryota; Metazoa; Chordata; Amphibia; Anura; Pelobatidae. Gene Ontology annotation, cellular component: plasma membrane. The transcript is spliced from 2 exons. Bases 239 to 2101 code for a protein of 620 amino acids.
AUUCAAUGAACAAUAGUUCGCUUGCCGAGAUAGAUUGACUUCCUGUCUGACCGUUUCCUGUAUCCAUAGUAACCUUUCUAAUCCUGUCAGUGUCAGUGAGUUAACCAAUGGGGAAGCUAGGAAUUUCCUGCUGAACCGUUCGAUCUAAAAUCCCAUCCAGACUUUACGUUUACUUGAAUCCCAUCAGAUUGUAUUUCGCCGUUUCUAAAAUGAACGUCUGCCUUGGGCCGGAACAAUUAUGAACACAAAACACAAAGACGUAAAUGGAUCUCAUCCUUGCCUCCGCUCGCUGCGGGUAUCGCUUAGAGGCUGUUUAAUUCUGCUACUUAUGCACAAACAGAUACUCUGCUGUCCAAAAGUUUGCCAGGCCUGCAAUGGAAGACAAGUUAAAUGCCGGGACUUGGGUCUAACCACGGUACCGAAAGCCCUACCAAAGACUACAACGCUUUUAUAUUUAAAUGGCAACAAUAUAUCACACAUAAGCACUAAUGAGUUCAUAGAGCUUGAGAAACUUUCAGUUUUGUAUUUGGACAAUUCCAGUGUUUGCUACUUACAUCCUGGAGCGUUUGCGUCAUUGAAAAAAUUGUAUUAUUUGUAUCUAAAUGAUAACUGCAUCAAGCGUUUAUAUCCAGGAGUAUUCGAAGGGCUUUCAGAUCUCAACAUUCUGCACCUCCAGAACAAUCAGAUAGUCUUCCUUCCUCCAGGCUUGUUUGGCCAACUAAAAGCUGUCCGGUACUUAAGUCUUCAGAGAAACCACUUGUGUGUUCUUGGCAACAAUACAUUCUUUGGACUGAUUAGCCUUCGGACGUUAAAUUUAUCCAACAAUAAUAUUUCUCAUAUAUCAGAGGCUGCGUUUCAUCAUCUUGAAGGCCUUGAAAUUCUCUACCUUGAAGGUAACCAUUUAAUGCAAGUACCUACAAAGGCGUUGGAAAUACUAAAACAUCUCAAAAGGCUCUCGCUGUCAAAUAACCCUCUCGGAUCAAUACACAAUUUUGCUUUUCAGGGCUUGGAUUCAAUGCAGUAUUUAUUUUUAGUGAAUUCAAACAUCCAUACUAUACACGAAAAAGCAUUUUAUGGCAUAAACAAUCUCAAACAAUUAAUUUUGAGCCGGAAUGAGUUAAAUACACUUGAUUCAAAAACAUUUACCUACUUAAAUCAUUUAAUGUAUCUGCAAUUAGACAGAAAUAACAUAUGGGCUAUAUCUGACAGUACAUUUGAAGAAAUGGGGGCUUCAUUGAAAGUCCUUAACUUGGCUUUUAAUAACAUGACAUUUCUGCAACCCAAAGUACUCCAGCCUCUGAUUUCAUUAACUCAUUUCCAGGCAAAUUAUAAUCCCUGGAAUUGUGAAUGUGAUUUGCUUGGGAUCAGAAACUUUUUGUUAUUAUCUUCAUUUACAUUUUCCAUUAAUUGCCAGAAUCCAUCUCGGCUCCGUGGAAGGUCUCUGCGCAAUAUCAGGCAGAAUGAAAUAGAAAACUGUUUGAGUGUUAACACGUUACCCCCAAAAGCCCAAGAUGUGGAUUUACUGUCUACGGUUGCUAUACACAGCCAUGCGGAAAGCGCCACGUAUAUGCCUUUGUCGGAUGCAAGCUCCGAAAGUUUCCAGGACGUUUCACUGUCAACAUUGCCCACGUUUACUGAACCAACAGGUUCCAAUGUGCCACGAAACACGUCAGAACUUGACCUUUUGCAUGUGGAAAUCCCACCAAAACACGUGCCAGCAAAUUUAACCCAAGAUGCUGGCAGCCGCUUCCCGCCAGCAGUAAUUACCGUUUCUCUCAAACCUUUAGUGAUAUGCCAGCAGCAAGUGGAAAGUGUGAAUCAGUCUUUUCACAUCUUGCUCUCCUUCUUUGUGUUGUCUUGCGUUGUGAUUAUUUUACUCAGUGUUCAAAUUUUUCGGUUAAGUAAAAAAACAUCGGAAAACCAAGUAGACAAUGUACUGGAGUAUUACAGUUGCUAUCAAUCUAGCAGAUACCAAAUGACCGAACCCGUCAGGAUUACGCCGCCAACCCCAGCACAGUGUUCAGAAAUUGACCUUAUCAGGCCACUUAAGCAAGCCGCACCUGAGACCCAAGUCAUCUUAUUUGAGCACUCUGUCCUCUAAAAUAAAUCCAGGGGACGUAAAUAAAAUCUCAUGUUUAUGUA